Pogonomyrmex barbatus (red harvester ant) is the source of this 2118-nucleotide messenger RNA. Its product is annotated as hydroxyacylglutathione hydrolase, mitochondrial. The record is from RefSeq and is a predicted model, not a curated record. Gene Ontology annotation, molecular function: hydroxyacylglutathione hydrolase activity. Lineage: Eukaryota; Metazoa; Arthropoda; Insecta; Hymenoptera; Formicidae.
AUUGGUCAGUAUGAUUCACAUGUAACGAGACGUGACUUUCUUACAGUUUUCAGAUAUAUUCUUCGAGUUUAGCGCUGGCUCGACUCGAGAAAUGCCUGAGCAGAAUGUCAGCGAUCAGUAUCCAACAUGGGUCGGACUCGUGUAUAUCUUUAAUCUCAUUGUCGGAACAGGCGCCUUGACAUUACCCGCGGUAUUUAGCCGAGCAGGAUGGGCACUCGGAUUAAGUGUCAUUUUAGUGUUGGCGUUCAUCAGUUUUAUCACGGUUACAUUCGUCAUAGAAGCGAUGGCCUCUGCCAAUGCUAUCGUUACAUGGAGGCACAUCCAGCAUCGAAAACGCGUUUUACAAAUUAUAGGUGAAUCUGGUUCUUCUAAUUCAGAUUCAGAGGAUACCCCACUGGUAGCUCCUCUUUCGAUCAGUCCAGAUCAUUCAGAUAUGACAUGCAGAUAUUAUGUGAUCUAUGAUAAGAUAGAAAUGGGUCAAAUGGCAUCCAUCUUUUUCAACAAAUUUGGCACUACUUUAUUUUACUUAUGUUUUGCUGUAUAUUUAUAUGGAGAUUUAAGCAUUUAUAGUGCGGCAGUUGCAAAAUCACUAGCAGAUGUUGCCUGCACUUAUCUGCCAAAAAAUCUUACGUGCAACGACACCAUACCAGAUACUGAAUUUUGUUGGGAAGGUUCUACGUUUAAUCGAUUGGAUGCAUAUAGAGUGUUCCUGACUACAUUUGUAUUAUCGUUGGGCCCAUUUGUAUUUUUUAACGUACAAAAGACCAAAUAUCUUCAACUAUUGACUUCGGUAAUGCGAUGGAUCGCAUUCACCGUAAUGAUCGUGUACGCUUUGAAGAAUCUUUUGGUACAUGGUCCUCGUGGUGAUCCACCUAUUGCGAGUUUAACCGGAAUUCCUAGUCUUUUUGGCGCUUGCGUUUACUCUUUCAUGUGUCAUCAUUCAUUACCAGCUCUGGUUGCACCCAUAACAAACAAGUCUAAAUUAAAUCGAUUUUUAGCUCUCGAUUAUACUCUAAUCGCUCUCUUUUAUUUAUUAUUGGCUCUAACAGGUAUCUUUGCCUUUGAUCGUUUGGAUGAUCUGUAUACUUUGGAUUUUGGGCCACGUGGUUCCGGUGACUGUUCCAAGACAAAGAGUAUGUCUUCCAAUGGUAGAUCGCAUAGUCAAAGCGUAACAAUAGAUCAUUCCAACAUGAAAGUACAAAUAUUACCAGCGCUUCAAGAUAAUUAUAUGUAUCUGAUCAUCGACGAAGAGACAAAAGAGGCUGCCAUCGUAGAUCCCGUCGAUCCAGAAGCCGUGGCUACAGCUGUCGAACAAAAUAAUGUCAAGCUAACAAAAGUUUUAACCACUCACCAUCACUGGGAUCACGCUGGAGGAAAUGCCAAAUUAUUGAAAAACUUUUCCGAUGUCAUCGUAUAUGGUGGAGAUGAGAGAAUAGAAGCCAUUAAUCGUAAAAUUACGCACAAUGACACAUUCAAUAUCGGUAGUCUCGCGGUCAAGUGUUUCGCGACACCUUGCCAUACGCGUGGGCACAUUUGUUACUAUAUUACAGGAACAGGAGAACAUUCGCCAUCCGUGUUUACAGGAGAUACGCUUUUCGCCGGAGGCUGCGGGAGAUUUUUCGAGGGUACUGCGGAUCAAAUGUACAGGGCACUCGUCGAAAUUCUAGGUUCUUUACCCGAAGAGACGAAGGUAUAUUGCGGACAUGAAUAUACGGUCAAUAAUCUCAAAUUCGGUUUACAUGUGGAACCCGAUAACAUGGCAAUUCAACAAAAAUUGGAUUGGGUAUAUAUUCAACGCGCUAAUAAUCUUCCGACAGUGCCUAGCACUAUUAAAGACGAAAAGCUGACAAACCCAUUUAUGAGAGUACACGAACCUUCCGUCAUGAAACACACGCAGCAAGACGAUCCUGUUCAGACAAUGUCGUAUCUAAGGUGUGAAAAGGAUAGUUUUAAAGCUUAAUCUUCGACAAAAAUGUUUUUCUCUCAAAUAUUAUCGAUUAUUUGUGAAUUAUCAAUGUAAUAUAAAUUUAAACAAAAAAGAGGUAGUAUAUCAAUUCGAGUGGUCGAAUGAAGUCAUUAUACACUUUGUAAUAAAUACAAGUGAAUUUUCAUCAUUUA